AUGUCUCAUAUCUCAUUUAAAGGCUGUAGUUUCCUCAGCCACCUCGACAGCUUUCAAUUUGACAUCUCAUCAUGCCAGACGAUUGCAGCAUCGCUGGUCUUUGCCACAGGAGGUCUGUUCCUCCUCAGCAGGGGCCUUAGCUUCCUUCGAGCUCUGUUCAGCAUUUUCAUCUUACCAGGGAAAUCAUUGAGCAGCUUUGGCCCGAAGGGUAGCUGGGCCCUCGUUACCGGUGCCUCUGAUGGUAUUGGCAAAGAAUAUGCCCUCCAGAUUGCGCGAAAGGGUUACAACAUCAUUCUCGUUUCACGCUCCGCAUCGAAGCUCUCCGCCGUGGCCUCCGAGAUCACUUCCGCUAAUCCCAACAUUUUGACCAAAACCGUUUCCAUGGAUUUCUCAGAGAACAACGACGAGGAUUACGAGAAACUUAAGGAUAUCAUCAAAGACUUGGAGAUCUCUAUCCUAAUUAACAAUGUGGGGUUGAGCCAUAGCAUCCCUGUACCAUUCGUUCAGACUCCAGAAAAGGAAAUGAAAGAUAUCAUCGCCAUCAACUGUCUCGGCACACUCCGCGUCACACAGCUCGUUGCACCCGGGAUGAUGCAGCGGAAACGCGGGUUGAUCCUUACGAUGGGCUCAUUCGGCGGUCUCUUACCUACUCCUCUGCUCGCCACAUACUCCGGCAGCAAAGCUUUCUUGCAGCACUGGUCUACUGCACUAGCUUCCGAGUUGGAGCCAUACAACAUUCACGUGCAGCUCGUCGUCAGCUACCUCGUCACGUCUGCAAUGUCCAAGGUCCGCAAGGCUUCCAUGACAAUCCCAAACCCCAAGGCCUUUGUUCGAUCGACUCUCAACCACCUGGGACGCAGCGGGGGCUUGUUUUCGUAUUCGCAUACAUCCGUGCCGUAUUGGACUCACGGUCUCAUGGCCUGGGGCAUCACUUCUUUCCUUGGUGCAAUGAGUAAAACAGUCCUUGGAAUUAACAAGUCCAUGCACGAAUCCAUUCGACAACGCGCGCUGCGUAAGGCAGCGCGGGAGAGUGGAAAAAAGGCACAGUAGAUGUUGUGUGUCUAAUCCUUUUUUCAGACAUGGCCUAAAUAAAUUUUUCGGGGUUUAUAUGCUGCCAGCUUUGUCAGUAGUGCAAAAUGAGCAGAAAAGAUUGUAUGAAUUUACUUUUGGGUCCACGUCCUUUUGAGUGGUGUUCUUAAUGUACACUACAAGUUUAAAUAAAUAAUGAAACGUCACUUGAACAGGC
This is a messenger RNA of Coccidioides posadasii C735 delta SOWgp, 1246 nucleotides long. RefSeq lists its product as uncharacterized. The record is from RefSeq and is a predicted model, not a curated record. Gene Ontology annotation, biological process: fatty acid elongation. Gene Ontology annotation, cellular component: endoplasmic reticulum. Lineage: Eukaryota; Fungi; Ascomycota; Eurotiomycetes; Onygenales; Onygenaceae. Gene Ontology annotation, molecular function: ketoreductase activity.